Spea bombifrons (plains spadefoot toad) is the source of this 2465-nucleotide messenger RNA. It is a transcript of the gene CSK, whose product is annotated as C-terminal Src kinase. The record is from RefSeq and is a predicted model, not a curated record. Gene Ontology annotation, molecular function: protein tyrosine kinase activity; ATP binding; protein binding. Lineage: Eukaryota; Metazoa; Chordata; Amphibia; Anura; Pelobatidae. Gene Ontology annotation, biological process: protein phosphorylation; regulation of Fc receptor mediated stimulatory signaling pathway; adherens junction organization. Bases 679 to 2037 code for a protein of 452 amino acids. The transcript is spliced from 13 exons.
GAGGAGGCGCAGUUGACGCCCCGCACCCUGGCUGGUCGCGCAUGCGUAGUUUGGCGGGCGGAUCUGGUACCGUUUCCUCUAUCAGGGCCGCGUCUGAGGAGGAAUUGCACGGGGCCUCGCUGAUUAGCAGUACCGUCCAGCGGGAGCCUCACCCAACGUCUAUGGGCUGCGGGGCCAGGUCUCGUCGGAGUCCAGUCCAUCGCUUUGGAUUAACGCCUGGUCCAUUGUUCCCCAGCUCUGCCUUCCAGCCCUUAUAAUUAACCCAGUUCCUCAUCACAGAGGUAUCCUACUAUUUAACAGCCAGCCCUGUCCAUCAGCCCCCUGUCCCAUUCCCCUUACGUUACAAUUACAUUGUAACCUGCUUAUUUUAGUCAAUAUCCACAAAUAACAUCCUGUUUACUACCCCAGCCCUUUACCAAGUGCCUUUACUGUCAGUAUAGGCAAGCCCCUUCAUCUUCCCUUUUAACCCACCCUCGUCCAUCUCAUCUCCUGCAUAGGCCUCUUCUCGCAUACCCAUCCCCCAAAUCGGUUUUUCGAACACCCCUCCAAUCCACACCCUGCACCCUUUUAAUGGUUUUACAUUCAAUGGAAGACCCUGGAUGUAUGCACCUUCAGGUCUGAUGAUAAUCUGCAGCAUAACAUCACUCUGAGACACUUUUUCCAGACCCCCCUCCCAACAUGUCCGUGAUGCAGAGUGUUUGGCAGACUGGCACAGAAUGCAUUGCUAAUUAUGACUUCCAUGGGAAAACUGACCAGGACCUUCCAUUUACUAAAGGAGAGGUUCUAACCAUCGUUGCGGUGACUAAGGACACCAACUGGUACAGAGCAAAAAACAAAGAUGGACAUGUUGGUUUUAUCCCUGCCAACUAUGUACAGAAGAGAGAAGGUGUGAAGUGUGGAACCAAGCUGAGCCUAAUGCCAUGGUUUCAUGGGAAGAUAACCAGGGAGCAGGCUGAGCGGCUCUUGUACCCCCCAGAGACAGGCUUGUUCCUUGUGCGGGAAAGUACCAACUAUCCUGGAGACUAUACGCUCUGUGUGAGCUGCGAGGGCAAAGUGGAACAUUACCGCAUCAUCUACUCCUCCGGAAAGCUGACCAUCGAUGAAGAGGCAUACUUUGAUAACCUAAUGCAGUUGGUGGAGCACUACACUAACGAUGCCGAUGGACUAUGUACUAGGCUGAUGAAGCCGAAGCUGAUGGAGGGGACCGUGGCUGCUCAAGAUGAGUUCUCUCGGAGUGGAUGGGCCCUGAAGAUGAAAGACCUGAAACUUCUGCAGAUUAUAGGAAAAGGCGAAUUUGGAGAUGUCAUGCUUGGUGAGCAUGGAGGAACGAAGGUUGCCGUAAAAUGCAUCAAGAAUGACGCAACAGCGCAGGCAUUUGUAGCGGAGGCACUGGUUAUGACGCAACUACAGCAUAAGAAUCUGGUUCGGUUGUUGGGUGUAAUUGUUGAAGACAAGAGCAGCUUGUUCAUCGUCACAGAAUUUAUGGCGAAGGGCAGUUUAGUGGAUUAUUUGCGAUCUCGAGGAAGAUCAGUGCUGGGGGGUGAAUGUCUACUCAAAUUCUCUCUGGAUGUGUCAGAAGGUAUGGAAUAUUUGGAAGCCAAUAACUUUGUUCACAGAGAUCUAGCUGCACGCAACGUAUUGGUUUCUGAUGAUAAUGUAGCCAAGGUUAGCGAUUUUGGCCUCACCAAGGAGGCGUCUGCCAUACAAGACACUAGCAAGCUGCCGGUGAAAUGGACAGCCCCUGAGGCCUUGCGAGAGAAGAAUUUUUCCACAAAGUCUGACGUGUGGAGUUUUGGGAUCCUGCUCUGGGAAAUCUACUCCUUUGGGCGAGUGCCUUAUCCACGCAUUGCCCUUAAAGACGUGGUGCCCAAGGUAGAAAAGGGAUACAAGAUGGAUGCCCCAGACGGUUGUUCUCCAGUUGUGUAUGAUUUGAUGAAACAGUGCUGGCACCUGGACCCAAACCAGAGACCAUCCUUCAGAAAGCUACGUGAGCAGCUAGAGCAUAUCAAAGGAGUUGUUUCAGUGAAGCAGAUAUAAGGCUAAAAGAAGUCUGCUUUCACUGUGGAGCAAGAAGAGAGACUUAGCCAUAUCAAGAAUGUGGAAACAGACACCAACAGGGCAAAUGUGUGUACAGUAUACAUACUGGGCACCCUGGAAACCCCCUGCCUUCUACUACCUGCCACCCUCGUGCCCAGAAAGACUGAACUAUCCUGCUAGUCUGUAGAAGGAUGCCGACGAGUCCUUAAAUGGUUUUGCUGCCAAAUUUUUAUGUUUCUCCUCUUUUUUGCCACCUCUUGUACGUUGUACAAAAAACGGUUAACAUUAGGCAUGGAGGCGAUAUUGAUACGUUGAAAAGAGAAGGUGGUCUCUGGGCUGCCUUUGCGACUAUAGGUGGCCUAACAAGAAAGCCUUUGUUCUUGUGUUGUCAUUAAUACAGAAAAAGAAAGCAUGUUACAGAGCAGGCA